Molecule: messenger RNA, 831 nt
Organism: Thermothielavioides terrestris NRRL 8126
Lineage: Eukaryota; Fungi; Ascomycota; Sordariomycetes; Sordariales; Chaetomiaceae
Product: 60S acidic ribosomal protein P2
Exons: 3
Coding region: 5-343 (112 amino acids)
Biological process (GO): cytoplasmic translational elongation
Cellular component (GO): ribosome; cytosolic large ribosomal subunit
Molecular function (GO): structural constituent of ribosome
Source: RefSeq, a predicted model, not a curated record
CAAAAUGAAGCACCUUGCUGCUUACCUUCUUCUCGGCCUCGGCGGCAACUCCUCUCCGUCGGCCGCCGACAUCAAGGCCCUUUUCGACUCAGUCGGCAUUGAGGCUGAUGACGAGCGCCUUGAGAAGCUCCUGUCCGAGCUUGAGGGCAAGGACAUCAACGAGCUGAUUGCCGAGGGCUCUUCCAAGCUCGCCUCGGUCCCGUCCGGCGGCGGUGCUGCUGUUGCCGCGGCCGGCGGUGCUGCUGCUGGUGGCGCUGCUGCCGAGGCUCCCAAGGAGGAGGAGAAGAAGGAAGAGGAGAAGGAGGAGUCCGACGAGGACAUGGGCUUCGGUCUGUUCGACUAAACGCCGAAUCGCGAUCUCGCUUCGCAACCAACCAUCGUCGCGGCAUUUCCGAAGGUCCUUGGCUGGCUGGGACAAUCGCAAACGUUCCUUGCGGGGCAUUUACCCUCGAGGUCGGUUCAGAAUUCAGAGUACGAGCCACUUAUGUGUCUCGACAGAAUUCUCGUCCACACAUAGAUUGGAACAAUACAGAAGCAAGGCGCCGCGAAAGCCCGCAUUCAAUGGUCCUCCGUGCAAUGUUACGGAUACGCUCCACCGUACUGGUAUUUUGUCCUUGAUCAUCUUACGAAGUGCAGGGCAACAACCCCGCGGAUUUGAUGUUUCGCGGAACUGUCGAAGCUUGUUCUACAGCUGAUCACCUUGCCCAUCAUGAACUUCGGUGCGUCAUCGACGUGUUACGCAGCGGAGCCCAUUGGUCCUUUGCGGCUUCUCAGUAACUGAAUACUGGACCCACUUUUUUUUCUUGAAAUGGCGGGGCCCUGGCUCAUUGC